Psammomys obesus (fat sand rat) is the source of this 774-nucleotide messenger RNA. It is a transcript of the gene Ccdc172, whose product is annotated as coiled-coil domain containing 172. The record is from RefSeq and is a predicted model, not a curated record. The coding region runs from base 1 to 774 and encodes 257 amino acids. The transcript has 8 exons. Gene Ontology annotation, cellular component: cytoplasm. Lineage: Eukaryota; Metazoa; Chordata; Mammalia; Rodentia; Muridae.
AUGAAUCUGGAGUCCCUGUUUCAGCACAUCAUCCUAACGGAGCAGCAGGCGGAGGAGAGCCGCAGAGUGAUGCGGCAAGUGAGGGCAGAAGUAACCAGAUACCGUGGAAAAAUUAAGAAAGCAACAGAGGAUCUGGAUGAAGAGAAAAUCAAGUUGGAAUCCAAGGUUCAGCAAUUUUCUGAAAAAUAUUUCCUCUCGGAGCUUUUGAAAACCCGUGAAAAUGCAUUACAGAGACAGUGCAGUGAGAUGAUGAACCAAAGGGAUACCCUGCUCCAGGCCCUCGAGGCUACAAAGAAAAAAGCCACAGAGGAAGAGGAAAAUUUUAUUAAGGAAAUUACAGACUUUAAUGAUAAUUAUGGAAUAACCAAGAAAAGAGAUAUUUUGAUGAAAGAAGAUAUCAAGAUGGAAAUUGCUGACUUAGAAAACCAGGCAAAUGUUUUGAGAGGAGAAAUGAAGUCAGUGGAAUAUAACAGUGGCCAGUUACUGGAACUUCAAACACUGAAAAGUCAACUGCUACAAGAAUUAUUGACUCUCCAGAAAAAGCUUAAAGUUCUUAAAGAUGAAGAGACUGAAGCCAUUUGUACCACGAAAUACCUACAAGAAGAAAAAGUAAAAAUCAAAGAAAAGCCUCAACAUGAUGAUGAAUGCUUGCGACUUAAAAAGGAACUAGACCUUUAUAAAGAAGAGGAUAUGGAAAGCAUCUGCAAAGCACUCCAAACGGAAAUAGAACUUCUGGAGACGACAUUGGCACAGAAGGAUCUGCAGGACAAGUAA